Silurus meridionalis is the source of this 1063-nucleotide messenger RNA. It is a transcript of the gene serp1, whose product is annotated as stress-associated endoplasmic reticulum protein 1. Bases 180 to 380 code for a protein of 66 amino acids. The transcript is spliced from 3 exons. The record is from RefSeq and is a predicted model, not a curated record. Gene Ontology annotation, biological process: endoplasmic reticulum unfolded protein response. Lineage: Eukaryota; Metazoa; Chordata; Actinopteri; Siluriformes; Siluridae. Gene Ontology annotation, cellular component: endoplasmic reticulum.
GUGGACGUAAGCGCACAGAGGUUUCGAGGGCGGAGUCUGGGUUUGUGCGUACGUAGACAUCUUUCGGAGUACGACCGAGAGCCAGCGACCCUUUUUCCUUUUCCCUCAAGUCUGAACGAUUUGUUUUAUGAUUUUUCUUAUUUAAUUGUUCCACAAAUUUAUUUUAAAUUACUGUAAACAUGGUGGCGAAACAGAGGAUACGCAUGGCGAACGAGAAGCACAGCAAAAACAUCACACAACGAGGGAAUGUGGCCAAAUCAUCAAGAGGCACACAAGACGAAAAAGCGGCAGUAGGACCCUGGCUCCUUGCGUUAUUCGUCUUUGUAGUGUGUGGAUCAGCCAUUUUCCAGAUCAUUCAGAGCAUCCGAAUGGGGAUGUAAGGAGACAAACGGACCACUGCCACCAUCAUUAAAAUCAACAUCUCUCAACAAUCCUCUUUUCUCUUUUCCAACUCUGCUGGCAAGAAUGAAGAUUAACUCUCAGCUCUUCAUGUCUUAUUUAAAAUCUCUAUAGCCAUUACCACAAUACUGAGCUCAUGUGCCUUACAGGAGUGGUGGAGGAAUGAAAAAUGUAAGAACAGCUAAGCCAUAUCUUACCAAACAUUCCAGUGCGACGAACACUGCUGCUGGCACACCGUUAUUAUUACCGCAAACCUUUCUGCUGCUGAUUGUUUCAACAGUGAUUCCGCAGACAGCUGUUCUUUCUUCCCCUGAAGGACUGUUCUUAUACACCAUGACAUGUUUUAACUCGGAUGGGUGCCAAAAUAUCAGGUCUCAAUUUAGGUCAGAGUAACUUGCUGUAAGUAUAGAGAUUUGUCCUGAACUGCAAUACAGUGAUGUUGGUUAUGUGGCGUGAUGCACCUUUUUAUGCAUUCCUGCAAGCGUUUUUUUGCUGUUUAGGACUAAAUUUUUUUGUUGUUUUUUUUGUCAGCUGAAGUAAAUGAAGGUCUUUGAGGUCAGGUUUAUGCAUUGGGCAGCAGCAAUUUGUAAAAUUAUGUAUUUUUCUUUUUUUUUUUUGCUUUCCACACGAAUGAUCUUUAACAAUAAAACAGUUAAAUAAAUGA